Molecule: messenger RNA, 4359 nt
Organism: Bicyclus anynana (squinting bush brown)
Lineage: Eukaryota; Metazoa; Arthropoda; Insecta; Lepidoptera; Nymphalidae
Product: odorant receptor 67c-like
Exons: 9
Coding region: 194-1489 (431 amino acids)
Biological process (GO): detection of chemical stimulus involved in sensory perception of smell; sensory perception of smell
Cellular component (GO): plasma membrane
Molecular function (GO): olfactory receptor activity; odorant binding
Source: RefSeq, a predicted model, not a curated record
AUUUUAAUGCACAACCGAUGAACAGACAGCCAUAAUAUCCAAGGUAAUUAUUCUUUUUAGAUAUUAAAAUUAAAUGUGCCAAUUAUGUAUUUCCAAGGGUGAAAUUAAUCGAAGGAAGGGUACGAUAUGAUUAGACAAUAAAUGUUACGUUUGAAACGGACACAUACAAGUAGAGUUCCAAUAUUGUCUAAAAAUGGUAAUGCAAAGUCUGAAAAAUAUCUUUAUGAAGAGUUACUUUGAUUAUGACAGCGCUUUUGAUCUUUUUAAGUUUCAUCCACAACUAAGAGUUUUUCUCGUGCUAAAUGGAAUAUUUUUUAAUAAUCCCGAGUCUCCUCUGAGAUUGAUUUGGCCAAUAUUAAGCGCUGCCCUGUCAUUAGUAGCGACAUCAUUUGAAGCGAUCUUCAUUUACCACGGUGUAGCAGUGAAGGAUUAUUCGUUUGCAACAGAAUGUUUCUGUUAUUUCAUCAUUAUGACUGCCGUUCCCGUGGUUUAUACAAGUAUGAUUUUAAAUAGGGAGAAGAUCGUGGAUCUUCUUAACUCUAUGAACAGGGAUUUUCUUCAUAUUUGCAGUUUGGGGUCGAAGUAUAGAAGCACGUUUCUAAAAGGACAACUGCUGAUAUGGCAGCUAUGCAUAGCGUGGUUCACAUUUGUCACAACUGUCGUCUUUACCUUCUUAGCAACGACAAUAGCUAUACUUAUGUACCAAAGUUUGUUUGCAACUCAAACUGAAAAUAUAGUUAGACCCCUUAUGUUUCCGCUAUGGCUCCCUAAAGACGAUCCUUAUCGCACCCCAAAUUACGAAAUUUUCAUGUUUUGGGAAAUAGUUCUCAUGUUGAUCGUCGUACAAACUUUCUGCGCAUACGUCUACCUGCUAUUUCAUAUUCUACUCCAUUACUAUUACCUGAUGAGUAUGAUCAUCUUCGACUGCGAAGUGCUGUUCGUUGGUUUGGACGCGAGCGUGGUGAAAUUGCCCAAACAUGACCCUCGUCGGAUGGGUGUGCAAACAAUCCUGAACAGCAGGAUGAGACGAAUUGUUAAAUGGCAUAAUUUGGUUUUUCAGUCUAUCGAAGCAGUUUCAUCAAUCUUCGGACCGCCGCUUGUUUACCAAGUAAUGUUCAGUUCACUUCCCAUUUCUUUGAUGGCAUAUCAAGUAGCUGAAUCGUUGGACCACGGCAGAUUGGACGUCAUGUUUGCAAUGCUGGGCAUUGCGACAUGUGUUCAGCUCUGGAUACCGUGCUACCUUGGAACAGUGAUCAGAAACAAGGCAUUUUCCGUGGGCGACGCCAUCUGGAGCAGCGGUUGGCACGAGACGCCGCUGGGCCGGCUUCUGCGCGCAGACAUCACGCUGGUCAUCAUGCGCUCCCAACGCCCUGUCAGCAUCAGGUUAAGGGGGCUGCCUAACCUGGAGCUCGAGACUUUCUCCUCGAUAAUGAGUACAUCUUAUACGUACUUCACCUUACUGCGCCAAUAUACAGGUAAAAUGAAAUAAAUAAAGUACAUUGAAAUAGCAUUUACCUACCUACUGUUUUAUUUCAAAGCCUUAUUAUGGUUUUAUCUCUAAUCUCUAUUUAUAAUAAAACUGGUCGAAUUCUAUACAUUUAUUCGCAAUUUAAGAUUUUACUUAUACCAUUUGUAACACCAAACGUUACCGUGGCAUAACGGACGCCAGCGCCAUCUAGAAUCUAUACUUAUAAUACGAAUUGUGUACAUUUUGUACAUUGAAGAUAUUUUGAAAUUUUUUGUUGGGGGGCAUUAAAUAAUCGAUACUUAAGCUAAAAACAUUUUUUUUCGAUUUUUUGUCUUUGUAUGUCCGCGUUUUUUUUGUUAUUCGGGCAUCACGCUGAAACUACUGAAUGAAUUCAAAUAAAACUUGGCACGGCUUAAGACCAUAAUACGAAAAAGGUUAUAGGAUACUUUUUAUUGCGAAAAUAACAUAAGAAGGGAUGAAAUAGGGGUUGAAAGUUUGUAUGGAAAGUUCUUCCAGAUUCUAUACCUAUAUCAUUCCCAUGUAGGUACAUUCAUCAUCAUUCUUAAUGAAGUUUAGUUUCCUAGACAAAAUACACAGUAAAUACGUACAUAUAUACACAUACAUACACUUACGUACAUAGGCAUAUAUUCGUAAAGUAGGCCAACCAUUGUAAAAUAUUUAUUUUAUUAUGCAUUACGUAAUGUGGAUGAAAAUUUAACAGUUAUGUAUUGAUGUAUUGUUAGUCCAAUCAAUAACGCACGCACUAUUUAUUUAUUUUAUCAAGAAAGUACGCGAACAUAGCCGCGCGAAAAUCUAAUACUUAUUAAGUAUUUUGACAACCCUAACGUUGUUUGAAUACACGUAAUAAAGAUAAGAGCUGUAGGUAGGUAAAUAAAAUCUGUACAUGAAAUAUAUUUUUAAAAUAACUAUCAGGGGGUGAUUAGUAGUGAUAGAUACCGAUGCCACAGAAAAUAUAUUACAACCAGUAGUUGGACUUCAUACUAGAGGUCGAAACGCGAGCUAUACCUACGCUCCUUGAACAUGGGGUGAUCGUAGGGUGAAGACAGUCGCGACUGUGCCGCGGUGACGAACGAACGCACGGUGUAUUAACAGAGUAAAGUGUAUUAAUAGUAUUAGAUUUUUUUAAUUAUGACCAGUAGGAAAUACUGUGCCGUUUUUGGAUGCAUGAAUUCAAAAUUAUCCCAUCCAGAGAUAACUUUUUUUAAGUUACCUGGAAACUCUGAAAGGUUAACUUUAAAAUAAAUUUACUUAUUAGUAGGUAGGUACAUAAUCUUGUAUUUUUUAAUGGAUAAGGUGUUUCCUUUUAUCUCCAGAAUAAAGGUAGGUAUCUGGAUUAGUAAAUAAAGUAAAUAGAGUAAAGGAAAGUGAUUGACACGAUUGAAAUAUGUAGCUAUACGCGGUUCAUGAAUCACGAUACAGUAGGUACGAUAAGCUUGUAUUAAAACCUCGACUGCUUGUACAAUGUAUUGUGUGACUGUGCUCGGAUCAUUUGUGUUUUGUUACCCGACUGCGGCGAAGCCCAAAGGAGGAGUAUGUGUUUGAAUGUUAUGACUUGUUGUUGUAUGCGGGCGACGGGAUUAAAGGACUGCGCGGGUGUGAAGUCGUACGCGCUGGGCAUCGUUACCCCCCUCCCGGACCGCGCCGACCUUCGGGAGUGUUACGAACAAAUUUGCCAAGCACACAUACUGAUAAAUGAUAUGUCAUUAGACUCGUCUAGAUAGGCCGAGUGUCACUGGGUAACUUAGUUCUUAAAAAAUCAAAAUGGCGGAUUUUAUGCACUUUAAUGUGCAAGCUCAUAAAACUUUUGCUCAGCUUGGCAUUGGUGACAAGAAUUUUAACCGACUUCCAAAAAGAAUCGUAUCGUAUUUACAGCGAUAUUUCCGUCAUUUGUAAACCGUUUCUUUUUGUUUGGAUGAAUAUUCUUUCAGGUUAGUCCCAUUUUUUUCAUGUCAGGAUCUGAUAAUGGCAUCCUAGAGAAAUCUAGGGGAACUAUCGUAUCGUAGGGACAAUUAGUGCGUUUGUUCAUUGUUUCAUUAUCUAUUUUAAAUCACUACAAUUUCAUGAAGGUAUUUAUCUUUUUUUUUAUUUGUUCACGUAGUGUGGAGGUAAUACCUAGAUGGCAUCACCGAAAUAAAUAUGUUUAAGAAUACGACCAAUCCUUCAAGAUCAUUGACGUAGUAUCAGCCUUAAUUAAAUCAACCAAUCAAAAAACACGCAUUUUUAUUUAUCACUUCCCAUUUUACUACAAUUUACAAAGUAUUUUAUUUGUUUAUAUAAAAAAAGUUUAUUUACAAUCACAAAACUAAGUGGAAACACAAAGUUAGCAAAUGUAAUUAAAUUGCUGCAUGCGGGCAGCCCUAUGACAUGUUUACGUACCGCGCGGCUGUAGGUAUUUAUUUCAAAAAUACGGCCGAGUUAUUAUACUGCUUGUAAUAUCUUUACUGUGCCGAUGCUAAAAAUGUAAUCAGUAAAAUUUUUCUCUGUCUGUAUGUUUGAUAAAGAAACAAAAACUACUCGACGGAUUUUAACGAAACUUGGUACAAUUAUUCUUCAUACUCCUGGGCAGGUUAUAGAAUACUUUUCACCACACUACGAUCAAUAGGAGCAAAGCAGUGAAGGGAAACGUUGGGAAAACGGGAGAAGUUACCUACUUCAUUUUUACAGCAAUACUACUGUAAGGGCUGGAUUAAAGAGGUCUAAGUCGCAGGCCUCCACUAGUUUAAGAAUAAAGUUUCAUUUAAAUAGCUUAUAAACCGUUUUAUAUCAAUUCAAAUAAUGUCAGCCUUAGCUGGGUAGAAACGCGAUAAGAAACUACCCUACCUGAGGACAUGGUUGCAACAGCAUAUUGUACAGCUAUAGAUUUAUGUAAU